This is a messenger RNA of Plectropomus leopardus (leopard coralgrouper), 1011 nucleotides long. The record is from RefSeq and is a predicted model, not a curated record. Lineage: Eukaryota; Metazoa; Chordata; Actinopteri; Perciformes; Serranidae.
AUGCGGCGUGCGACGUCUCUGCUGCCUCUCCUGCUGAACAUGGCGAUGGGCUUCAAGCUGUGUCCCAGCCACUGCCUCUGCUACGAGUCCUCCGACCUGGUGGACUGUCGGUCUCGUGAUCUGGUCCAGGUCCCUUCCAGUGUCCCCCACGGCACCUGGCUGCUGGACCUGAGUGGAAACAAGCUGACUGAGGUGCACACCAGAUCCUUCAUGGGGCUUUGGUCACUAAAGAUCCUCCUGAUGUCCAACAACAGCAUCCAGACUCUGCAGCCACAGUGUCUGUCAUCACUGCAGUUUCUGGAGAGGCUGGACUUGAGUUUUAACCGGCUGCGUUGGCUCCCUCAGCACUUCUUCCAGAGUCUGUCCGCCCUCAGGGAGCUCCAUCUGGACCACAACCUGCUGCUGCACCUGGACUCCACCUCACUGGGCAACCUGGAAAACCUGAGGAAACUGGAUCUCAGCUACAACCGCAUCCAGGUGAUAGAUGUCAGGACUUUCAGCAGCCUGUCUCGACUGAUCCUCCUCAACCUGGAGGGAAACAGACUGAACGUCCUUAAAGACGGCCUGCUGAGCAGACAGCAGAGCCUGGAGGUGCUGCUGCUCAGCCACAACAACAUCUCACUGAUCCAGGCCGAAGCUCUUGCUCCUCUGCGGAGUCUCACUCUGCUGGCUCUGCGGGGAAACCAGCUGAGUCACAUCCGGUUCAAGACCUUCCUGAAGCUCCAGACCACCACCACUCACCUCCAGAUGUCCUCCAACCACUGGACCUGUGACUGCGAGCUGCAGCGCGUCUUCGACAAGAUCCGUCGUGUUCGGCAUCUGCAUGUGGACGACUACAAGGACAUCAUCUGUCGAGCUCCUGCUCAGCAGACCGGGAGCUCCCUGGCAUCCCUGGACGGCCGCCUGUGCAUCGCUGAGACGGCAUCAGUCCUCGUCAUCACCAUCACUGUGACACUGGCUGUGAUUGGCACCGUGAUCAAGGCGGAGUGCAACCGGAUGAACAAACAAACU